Molecule: messenger RNA, 1162 nt
Organism: Lepisosteus oculatus (spotted gar)
Lineage: Eukaryota; Metazoa; Chordata; Actinopteri; Semionotiformes; Lepisosteidae
Gene: mrpl19
Product: mitochondrial ribosomal protein L19
Biological process (GO): translation
Cellular component (GO): ribosome; mitochondrial large ribosomal subunit
Molecular function (GO): structural constituent of ribosome
Source: RefSeq, a predicted model, not a curated record
GUCAGUUCAGUCGCACAUUUUAAAAUAUGGCUGCGUCCAUGAGGGAGGGAUUUACGGUUUGUUCAUUGCAAAUAUUAAGGAGUUUUGCACGAAACAGAGUUCAACAACGUGUCCUGUCGUCGUCUGCGAGACUUCUGAGUGCGAACAGUGAAGAUGGACAACCAUCGAAAUUCACGCCUCCCCCGAAACCUGUCAUUGUGGACAAGACACAAACAGGGGACACGCUCAGACGGUUCCUAAGUCCAGAAUUCAUACCUCCCAGACAGAGAACCAAUCCACUCAAAUUUGCCUUGGAGCGAAAGGACAUGAUAGCGAGGCGGAAAGUGCUGAACAUUCCAGAAUUCUAUGCUGGGAGUAUUCUUGCUGUAACUAUGGCUGACCCUUAUGCUAAUGGAAAAAUUAACCGCUUUGUGGGUAUAUGUAUCCAGAGGUCUGGGAAAGGACUUGGUGCUACGUUUGUCCUCAGGAACAUCAUUGAUGGGCAAGGUGUUGAGAUAUGUUAUGAAAUGUACAACCCCCGAAUCCAACAGAUUGAGGUGCUGAAAUUGGAGAAGCGACUGGAUGACAACCUGAUGUAUCUGCGUGAUGCUUUGCCAGAAUACAGCACCAUUGACUUUAACAUGAACCCAGUGUCCCACACUGCAAAUGGAGAAGUGCCUGUCAACCCACUCAAAGUGAAAAUGAAGCCCAAGCCGUGGUCCAAGAGAUGGGAACGCCCAAAGUACAAGGUCCAAGGAAUUCGUUUUGACUUGUGCUUGACUGAAGAGAAAAUGGAAGAGGCAAAAAAAUGGGAUCAGCCCUGGCUGGAGUUUGACAUGCUGAGAGAUUAUGAUACCACCAAAAUAGAGGAGAAAAUCUGGAAGGAAGUUCAGAGAGAAAUGAAUAAAUAAACAUUGGUUGUAUAAAUUCAUAUGCUGUACUACAUGUUGGUGGUUGGCAAAGACUUUUAUGAACUCCAAUACCAAAGUCUGCUGAACAUUGUAGACUGUCAUAAACAGCUAACUUACCUUCUGUUGUACAUUUCAGAAUGGCCAUAGGUAAUUGUUCCCAAACAUUUUUCUCUUGUAGAUCAUUAAACAUUACAGUGGCCUUUCGUGUUUAUAAGUAACCAUUCACAUGUGUUUUUGUAUAUAUGCAAAUAAACUAUUACUGCUCAUGUUCA